Mitosporidium daphniae is the source of this 3816-nucleotide messenger RNA. Its product is annotated as subunit 1 of splicing factor 3B. Bases 1 to 3816 code for a protein of 1271 amino acids. Gene Ontology annotation, biological process: spliceosomal complex assembly. Gene Ontology annotation, cellular component: U12-type spliceosomal complex; catalytic step 2 spliceosome; U2-type prespliceosome. NCBI's taxonomy places the organism in Eukaryota, Fungi, Microsporidia. The transcript is spliced from 2 exons. Gene Ontology annotation, molecular function: mRNA binding. The record is from RefSeq and is a predicted model, not a curated record.
AUGCCCUUCCCGGAUGAUGCUCACCCUGAAGCCGUAGAUGACGAGCUUAUGCGCAUCAGAGCCAAACGAGCUGCUCUCUCAUCAGCUGCAAUGCUUCCAGAGAUCGUGCAAGUGUCAAGCGAUUCUUUAGAAGAGGAGCUUUAUGUGGAGACAAUCGAGGAGACUAAUGAUACAUACACCAGCGACCAGCCUCACCAUAUGGGCGACGAGCUACGCCAAAUAUCUCAUGAAAAAAUUAUUGCAAAAAGAGAGGAUGAGUAUCAUUCAAGAAGGCGCCUACGUACCCUUUCACCCUCGCGCGCAGAUCCCUUCAGUAAGAUUCGGCAUAAUGCUGACGAGCAGCGCUCUUAUGCGGAUGUUCUCGCAGAGGGAAAGCUUGCUCGCGAGCAGGCCUCACUGGUACGUGAGCUCAGGGGCUCAUAUCGUCAACGCCAACAAGAUGUGUUGGAGCACAGCACUAUGCAUUUCGAGGGAGAUAUUACACGUCCAGCAAAACGACAAUGGGAAAUGUCACCAUCCUCCGUUGUGGCCGCUGUACCAACAGAAGAAACCCCGGUUAACAGUUCAGAGUGGGAAGAUGAUGAAUUACGGGCCCCUGAUAGCCAAAGCGGGAAGGCUUUCUCAUCAGGGGAAACCCCAUUAUCUGCAAGUGGCACUCCAUUAUCUUUAACGAGCACACCACUUUCAAGUGUUUCUUCGACAUAUUCAAGACUUACACGGUGGGAUGCCACGCCUGCUCUUUCUGAAGGCAUGGGGACGACACCAGUACGGGGCAACAACUGGGCAGCAGGAGCCACACCUUUGGCAGCGUCUUUGGCGCCAGGUGAAGAGACACCAUUACGCUCCGAUGUAGGGGAAGAAACUCCAAUGCGAGUAUUGGGACGGAUGUCUGCAUCAGUCUCGACCAUUUCCCAGCUGAAUAUGGCAGCCCGCAAUGCGUUCCUUUCAGAUGACGAGCUUGAUGUAAUCCUGCCCUCUACCGGAUAUUUGAUCGUAGAUAUGCCAGCAUCGUACGAAGCCAAACGCCAUCCCCACACAGAGUCUAUGCACCGAAAAAGCCCUGCAGCAGAGCUGGGCCUCUUUGCACUUGGUGGUGAAAGCUCAUCAUUUAUGGCUGAUGGUGGAUGGGGCACGGAUUCCACUGGUCUUGGCAGCGGGCUUCCGCCGAUGAAGCCCGACGACUACCAGCAUUUUGGUGCCCUUCUUGGAGCCAUGGAUAGAACGGGCGAAGAAGUUUCUUCGCUGACACUUGUCGAAAUUCGAGAGCUAAAGUUAUUGCGCUUGCUACUAAAGCUCAAAAAUGGCACGCCGCCUAUGCGCAAGAUUGCACAGCGACAGAUUGUAGAACGUGCACGCGAGUUUGGGCCUGCUCUGCUUUUCGACAAAAUUCUGCCAUUACUAAUGAGCCCAUCGCUGGAAGAUGGGGAACGUCAUUUGCUUGUCAAACUUAUCGAUCGAAUAUUGUUUCGGUUGGAAGACGGGGUCCGUCCCUUUGUGCAUAAAAUCCUCGUAGUUGUGGAGCCUCUACUGAUAGACACAGAGCGAGCUACGCGAGCAGAAGGCCGCGAACUUAUUUCCAAUCUUGCAAAGGCAGCUGGCCUGGCUACUAUGAUCGGUGCCAUGCGGCCAGAUAUUGACCAUCCAGAUGAAUAUGUGCGGAACUGCACUGCACGAGCAUUGGCCGUGGUGGCAAUGGCCCUCGGAAUUCCAGCUCUCUUGCCUUUUCUUGCAGCUGUGUCUGCUUCGCAGCGCGGCGGAUGGGAAGCACCGCACACGGGCAUCCGCACUGUGCAACAUAUUGCGGCAAUGGCAGGCUGCGGAGUGCUUCCACAUCUACGCGAACUUGUCUCAUGUGCCUCCGCAGGGCUUGUUCUUUCAGCAGCGAGUGAAAAAAACAGGCUAUCAGACGGCGACAGAGAUAGCUCUGUUUCAGGGCCGCCAGCAAAGGUGCGCACGGCAUCUGCGUUAGCGCUCGCUGCAUUAGCAGAAGCCUCUGCGCCUCAUGGUAUUGAAGCUUUCGAAGGCGUGUUGCGGCCGCUUUGGCUGACCAUCCGCCAGGCUCGCGGCCGCGCUUUAGCUGCCAUGCUCAAAGCUAUUGGGGCCAUCAUCCCGUUGAUGACAGAGGAGUAUGCCUCGUACUAUGCGAGAGAGCUCAUACCGGUUGUGGUACGUGAAAUGGCCACUCCAGACGACGACCUUCGACGCACAGUGAUCAGCGUUGUGCGUCAAAUGGCCGAAAUUCCUGGAGCGCUUGGAAGUGCACUUCUCCAUUCAAAGAUUUUGGAUCCAUUCUUUAAACACCUUUGGACACGGAGGCUCAGCGUCGAUAGACGUACCGUCUUUUUGGUGGUCGAAGGUGCCUUGGCAAUUGCCAAACGCGUGGGAGCUGGUCCCGUUACUAAGCUGCUGCUUCCAGCACUUAAAGAUGAGGCAGGUAGUUUUCGACGCAUGGCAUUGGAGCUGUUGGAGCGUUUAGUCCGCGCUCAUGUGCCAGUGGGCUGCCUACAAGCAGCAGGUGCCGACGCUGAGCCCACUCGUUCUGUCGCGCUACUGGUUGACAGUCUUCUUUUUGCGCUACAACAUGAGGAUGAAGAGGAAGAAGAGCGCGAUGGACUUUCGCGUGUUGCGCGGGCCAUGGGUGUGGCCCUUGGAGCUUGCGGUGCAUGGAUACGUCCACACCUUGGAGGAGAGAUCUCCUCCAUGCUGCUGUGGCGCCUCAACAACAAAAGUGCGCGCAUCAGACAGCAAGCGGCAGAUGUGAUUGCCGAGCUAGCGCCGCUCUGGAUUGCCUGUUCGGAAGACGCGGCAUUACAGAGGCUCGCCGGGGUGCUUUUUGAGUACCUCGGGGAAGAGUUCCCAACCGUGCUGGGUUCCAUUAUCCGCGCCUUACAUGCCAUCGUCAAAGCAUUAGGUACCUCGCGCAUGCAUCCGCCCAUCAAGGAUUUGUUGCCGCGCCUAACACCGAUUCUAAAGAACCGGCACGAAAAGGUGCAACUUCAUUGUAUUGAGCUUGUGGGUCGCAUUGCCGGUUCGGCCGCAGAAGCUGUGUCACCACGCGAGUGGAUGCGUAUUUGUUGGGAACUGCUAGAAACACUACACGCACACAGGCGCGCCAUCCGCAGAGCAGCUAUUCUGUCUUUUGGACACAUUGCUAAGGCCAUUGGGCCUCAAGAUGUGCUCUCGACGCUGCUGGCCAAUCUACGCGUGCAGGAGCGCCAAUCCCGUGUAUACACCACCAUUGCCAUCGCCAUUGUCUCAGAGGUAUGUGCCCCGUUUACGGUGUUACCCGCAUUGAUGGCUGAAUACCGAGUGCCCGAGCUUAAUGUUCAAAAUGGUGUGCUAAAGUCCAUUUCUUUUCUUUUCGAAUACGUCGGCGAGGUCGGCAUCGAUUACCUUUACGCGGUUACACCGCUGCUUGUCGAUGCGCUCAUGGACCGGGACCAUGUCCAUCGGCAGACCGCUGCCGCUGCUGUGCGCCACGUGGCUUUGGGUUCUGUCGGCCUCGGCUGUGAGGAUGCCCUGCUUCAUCUGCUCAAUAACGUUUGGCCAAAUAUCUUUGAACAAUCGCCACACGUCAUUAUGGCGGUGGUAGAUGCGCUGGAGGGGCUCUCCCUGGCCCUGGGUCCCGCCACGGUCUUUUUAUACCUUGCGCAAGGGCUCUUUCACCCUGCUCGGCGCGUACGGCAAGCCGCAUGGCGCGUCUAUAACAUGCUCUACGUGCUGGGCCAGGAGGCCUUGGUGCCGCUUUUUCCAAGUCACGGAGACGUGCUAGACGCACAGCGGUAUGGUCGCGAUCAUCUGUAUCUUGUGCUUUGA